UGAUCUCUGUACCGCGGGAGCACCAGGAAAAUAGAGAGAUGGAAUCCCAAGGGAAGUUUUGAAGAGAAAUCAUUAUUUAACUACGUUUAUUUCAAGUUAGAUAAAAAAAAAAUAGAACACGAAAAUGGCAACCGAGUUUGAAGAAGGAACCCUAAUACCUAACCUGGCCCUUAGUGUUAUAAUCAGACCAGUUCUCGAUGAGCUCUCCAAAGAAUACGAUGAUGAUACAGUCAAGAAAAUCCAGAAGGCAUUUCAUCAGGCAGAGAAAGAAAACCCAGGUAUCACACAAGAACUUGUCAGUGGAAUAAUGAAGAAAGAAUCAGAUGGUAUCAACAUGAACAAAGCCCUCUUGAGCUGUGCAGGGUACAAUACAGAUGAAUACAACACAAAUAGAGAAGAGCAUGAAUUUGUGAACCUAACAAAGAAGGCAAGAGAUUUAAAGACUAUUCUAUCAAAAAUUCCAUCAGAGAUAAAUGACAGAUCAAAAUUUCUACAAACAAUCAAAGACAUUGCAAGUGCAAUAAAGGAGCUGCUUGAUGCUGUAAAUGAGGUUUUUAAAAACUGUCAGACAGUUGGCAAGAUGCAGCAAUACAAGAAGGUUCUCGAGCACAACAAGAAAGAAUUUGUGAAGUAUUCCAAGAGUUUUAGUGACACUCUUAAACAGUACUUCAAGGAUGGAAAGGCAGAUGCUGUCUAUGUGAGUGCCAACCGCUUGAUCAAUCAGACCAACAAUAUCCUGUACACUUUCAAGCUAGCAGGGAGCACUUAAUUUUAGAAAAAAGAACACUACAUAAGGUCCCUUUCAGUAACUAACAGGUAGCACUUAAUUAUAGAAAAAAGAACACUACAUCAGGUCCCUUUCUGUAGCUAGCAGGGAGCUCUUAGUUGCAGAAAAAAGAACACUACAUCAGUUCCCUUUCUGUAGCUAGCAGGGAGCUCUUAGUUGCAGAAAAAAGAACACUACAUCAGGUCCCUUUCCAUAGCUAGCAGGGAGCUCUUAGUUACAGAAAAAAGAACACUACAUCAGGUCCCUUUCUGUAGCUAGCAGGGAGCUCUUAGUUACAGAAAAAAGAACACUACAUCAGGUCCCUUUCUGUAGCUAGCAGGGAGCUCUUAGUUACAGAAAAAAGAACACUACAUCAGGUCCCUUUCUGUAGCUAGCAGGGAGAUCUUAGUUACAGAAAAAAGAACACUACAUCAGGUCCCUUUCUGUAUACAUGAUACAUCUUACUGUAACAACAGGUACAAUUCUCGAUCCAACAUUAUGGAUAGUACACCAGUAACUUAUAAGUUACGCAAAUGAGUUACAGCCAAAUUCCUAGUUUCUGCCCAGAUUUCCAAGAAUUAAAGGCCAUAUUAAACGAGGCAAUUUUUUUUCUGCAACUUGCAAUGUAACAAUCAUGAAUAAAAAAAUUACAGGUUGCAGAAACAUGAUACUUUUCUUUCAAUUUGUGAAAAGAAGAACCCAAUUUAUGCUUUUCUUUCAACUUGAACACAACGCAACAAUACAACAUUGCAAGUUGCUAACAGGGAAUUUUUCACGCAUAAUUUUCUUGUAACUCGCAUUGCAACAGAUAUGGUCCUAAGACUGCAUAAAACUACAAUUUAUUUUGUUCUUGUAGCCCCUAACAUCUAAUAGAUUUAUGUGCUAUCUCUAGACAAGACACAGAUAUUAAUUUCUGGGUAUUCAUGAAACUAUGAUUUGGCCGUAAGUGGAGGGGGUUUUCAUUGACUGUUUUUAGCAUACCAUAGAAUGAGAUAACCCUGGAUAGAGAGGAUGUGUAAAUAUAAGUACUGAUUUGGUUUUAUUUCUCUGUUAAAAAAAAUAAUAUCACAAAUGUUAAAAUUUGCCUAAAAACCCUUUUUACCCUGCUACUCAUUACCCCAUGCACUCUUAACAUUUUGUACAAAAACAUACCUCAUAUUAUAAAUAAAACAAAGAAAGAAUUGA
Molecule: messenger RNA, 1951 nt
Organism: Nematostella vectensis (starlet sea anemone)
Lineage: Eukaryota; Metazoa; Cnidaria; Anthozoa; Actiniaria; Edwardsiidae
Product: programmed cell death protein 10
Exons: 9
Coding region: 125-769 (214 amino acids)
Biological process (GO): positive regulation of MAP kinase activity; regulation of Golgi organization
Cellular component (GO): Golgi apparatus; FAR/SIP/STRIPAK complex
Molecular function (GO): protein kinase binding
Source: RefSeq, a predicted model, not a curated record